AUGAAACCGUAUAAAUUCCUGCAUUCCGCGGCAGAAGACUGUGGAUUCGGUCAGACAUUUGAUCCAGAAGUUGUGAGUCCCGCUGAGAUCUUCUUUCAUCCUUGCGAAUCCUCAAAUGCGGGCCUUUUGUAGUUUUUUUGUAGGAGGAAUGUCAAAUCGAUCGUAUUCUGUUGGUCUGCCUGGUUGUGGCUGCUGUUCUUCUCCUUGUCAUCUUACCCGCAGCUGUUGCCCUGGCCGUAUAUUGUGUGACAGUAGUGUACAAACCAAGACGGGAGGAAAAGAAGUCCAGAAAACGGGUAUCUGAUAUAGUUACCAGUAAUCAUAAACCGAGAUCCAUCUAUUCGCGGAGAAAACAAGAGAUUAAUAGGGUAUAGAUAAGAAUAACCAUGGAUAAUAUAAUUUUACAGUACUUGAAAGAUCACGAGCAAAAGACGAACAGACAGGAAAAGGCAAAGAAGAUGCCAGUCCGCCAGUGCACGUUCGUUCGUGCCAGCUCCAAAUCAUCAAAUGAUAGUGACUUACAGGACAUGUAG
Bursaphelenchus xylophilus (pine wood nematode) is the source of this 533-nucleotide messenger RNA. The record is from the annotation of a GenBank genome assembly. NCBI's taxonomy places the organism in Eukaryota, Metazoa, Nematoda, Chromadorea, Rhabditida, Aphelenchoididae.